Molecule: messenger RNA, 2613 nt
Organism: Puccinia triticina
Lineage: Eukaryota; Fungi; Basidiomycota; Pucciniomycetes; Pucciniales; Pucciniaceae
Exons: 9
Coding region: 1-2613 (870 amino acids)
Biological process (GO): endoplasmic reticulum to Golgi vesicle-mediated transport; transcytosis; vesicle fusion with Golgi apparatus
Cellular component (GO): Golgi stack; Golgi membrane; cytoplasm
Source: RefSeq, a predicted model, not a curated record
AUGUCGUUCCUCUCCUCGCUCCAAGGCACCGUUCUCCAGGGAUACGCAGCCCUCCAAGGGCCCCAAGGCCAGCCCCAGUCCCCCACCGACACCCUCGGCAAGCUCCUCGACCGUCUCCAGAACUCCGCCCAGCAUGAGGACAGGCGGAGCAGCAUCCUCGGCAUCAAGGGCAUGGCCAGAGACUGGAAAUCGGAAGUCGGCCAAGUGGCUCUCCCGGCAAUACUCGACUUGCUCGGCGAACCGGGCCUCGCGGACGACCUAGAUAUGGCCAAAGCAUUGCUCGAGACGCUGAAUAUCUUGUGCGAAGUCGAGGAGACCGAGCCUGGCAGGGCCGCGCAGACAGACUGUGGAGUGGCCCAUGUUGAUACUUUCUUGAUGAAACCCGACCCCACCCACGCAGUCUUGUCCCUGCUGAGCACCUCAAGCUUCUACAUCCGCUUCUUUUCCCUGCAGCUCCUAGGCACCCUCCUCACCGCCCCGCCACCCCGCCCUCUGACCCUCCAGUCCCACUUCCUCACGGCCCCCGGCGGCCUGGGCGCGAUCCUCUCCAUCUUGGACGAUACCCGAGAAAUCCUGCGCAACGAGGCCUUGCUGAUCCUCCUCAACAUCACCGAAAAAAACGCCGACAUCCAGAAAAUCGUCGCUUUCGAAGGCGGCUUCGAUCGCUUGUUUCACAUCAUCGAUGUCGAGGGCGGCAUCGGCGCCGGCGGGAUCGUCGUCCAGGAUUGCUUGUUGUGUGUCGGCCAGCUUCUGCGCUACAACGUCUCCAAUCAAAAUUAUUUUCGAGAAACGUCAUGCAUUCCUCAUCUGGCCCCCAUGCUCCUUUUCCCUCCAGCGCAAGAUCCGCAUCCAGUAGCCCUCGACUCCUUUGCAACCCAGCCGUGGAGCGAGCAAAAGCUCAACAACGCUCUGCUUGUCCUCGCCCUCGCCCGCACCUUAAUCUCGGGCGCUGGGGUCGGCAAGAUCGCCAAUCAGCGGGCAAUCCUCUCCGGCGGCCUCACUCGCUGUCUCGCAGAGAUGGGCCUAGCCAGUGCCGCACCCCCCAUUCUCAAGUCUGAGGCUCUGCAUAUCCUCGCCCACGUCGUCCGAGGGAGCGAGAUUAACAAGGAGUUCCUCAGCAAGUUGGUACUCAGUCCCUUGGCCGCAUCGGCCCCGCCGCCCGGCCAAGAUCCGAGCUAUUCGGACCCCGAGAAGCCCGAGUUCUAUCGCCUCCCGCCCCAGUCUGCCAUCUUCGCACUCUUCUCACUCGCCCUCGAGGGACUCCCCGGAGCUCAGCAUCCCACAUCGGCCGAUGACGAGUUCCAAACCCUGUCCGCCCGAGCUGCCGCUCUGAGUGCUAUCGACAGCUUUCUGAACGGCAAUCUGGAUGCGCAGCUGGGUAUCGUGGCCACCAUGAACACGCCUAUCCCUCAGCUGUCCGACCAGAACGCCGGCCCGUCUCACUCGCCUGGAUCAUUGCUCUUCGCGGCUCUGCAGGGCCUGCCCCCGACUGAAGCUGGGAGCAUGGCUGCAUACACCUCCUUCUUUGCCUCCCUCAUCUUCGCACAUCUCCUCAGAGGGUUCGAGCCCGCCAAGAAGCUGGCACGCGAGAUCCGGAUCGGCGGCGACCCUGCCGAUCCCAACGCCCCGCCGGACGACGACGACGACCAGACCGGCCUGGUACAGAUCUUGAUCGGAAACUUGAUGAUGGCUCAGCGGAUGCAAAGCCAGAGUAACAAUGCUGGCGAUGGGAUUCAGCGAUCCUUAGCAUGGGCUCGAAUCAUGGUCGGCUACUUGAUUGUUUUGGCCACGUGGCUAUGGGAGAGUCCCUCGACAACGAGCGAGUUUUUGAGUGAAGGUACAAAUUUACAAGUGCUGAUUGAGCCAAUCAGUCAAUCAUCGGGCGUGGACCCGCUUGUCCAAGGUUUAUGCGCGUUUGUGUUAGGCAUCAUAUACGAAACCGACCAUGACCCGGCCUCCCCGAUACCAAGAUCGACACUGCAGCCCAUCCUCCAUUCUCGUGUCGGACCAGACCAGUUCGUCAAUCGGAUCCUCAGGCUCAGAGAAGACCCUCGCUUCAAAAACGUCGGCCCUGACGUCCUCGAGUUGAGCCUCCAGCCGCCCGCCGGAACUGAUCCCAGCAGCGCAGAUCAAGAACCUGGACUGUGGUUCGAUUGGCCGUUCGUGGAGUUUCUGAAAAAUAACUAUGUAUCUAUACAGCAAUCCAUCUUAAUCGAUCCUGGAUCCGGUGGAGGGCCAAAGUUUUCCAAAGAAAAUACAGACCAAUCCGAAGAAUUAAGUAGACUAAAGACCCAGGUGGCCGCACAAACAAACGAUAUGCAAGCUCUGGAGCGGCAGGUAUCGGAGCUGACGUUGAAACUAAAAGAGCAACCACGGGAGGCAGAAGAGAUCGAAGGUCUGCGGAAAGAGAACGAGAGGCUAGUCGAGGAGGUGCGCGCCUUGCGGGAAGAGACGGGCCGGCUGAGUGCGGCGCAGAAGGAGACCGAGAAGGAGCAGGAAGACCUGCUCGUCUUGCUCGAGGAGGUGAGCAGCAAGAGACGCCGGGACAAGGCUGUGAUGCGCGAGAAGGGCCUCGAGGUCAGUGAGGACGAGGACGAUGAGGACGGCAGCUAG